Molecule: messenger RNA, 1230 nt
Organism: Dichotomopilus funicola
Lineage: Eukaryota; Fungi; Ascomycota; Sordariomycetes; Sordariales; Chaetomiaceae
Product: aspartic peptidase domain-containing protein
Exons: 4
Coding region: 1-1230 (409 amino acids)
Biological process (GO): proteolysis
Molecular function (GO): aspartic-type endopeptidase activity
Source: RefSeq, a predicted model, not a curated record
AUGUCGUCAUGUUCUUGGCUUAUCUUGUUGUUACUGCUUUUUGCACACCCUCUGCCCGCCGCACCGUCUCAGAAGCGCGCUUUUCGAGUCCUCAGGGUCGGGAAUCCCGGCUUCCGACGACACGAUGGCCCAACGGAGCUCUUCAUGACCUACCGGAAAUAUCGAAUGCCCAUCCCAGAAGAUUUAUUGAACAUGACGAAGAGUGGGACUGGGACUGGGACUGGGACUGGGACUGGCUCUGGUUCUCUUGACGGCAACGGGCUCAGGGGGCCUUGGAGGACGUCUGCCGACGCUAUUGGGUUGGUGCCUGCCACUCUCACUGCGGACGGGGUCGAAUAUGUCUCUCCUAUUCGAAUCGGGGGCCAAACAGUCAACGUCGCUCUUGAUUCAGGGUCGGCUGACCUUUGGGUUUUCGGUGCUGGCCUUCCCCCCCCAGCCAAGGUCGGACAUCGCACAUACGAUCCUUUGCUUUCACGUACCUUCAAACCCAUGCCUGGGGCGAAUUUUUCGAUCAAGUAUGGUGAUGGUACCAGCGCGUCCGGCGAUGUUGGAGUCGACGUUGUCGACGUUGGAGGCGCUGCGGCGAUCAACCAAGCUGUCCAGAUAGCAACCACCGUCUCGUCCGGUUUCGCCAAGGAUACAAAUGUCGACGGGCUACUGGGCCUCGCAUUUUCCCAGCUCAGCACCGUGAAACCAGUCAAACAGAGAACAUUCUUUGAAAAUGUGAUGCCGACACUCCUCGAACCCCUCUUCACAGCAGAUCUCCGCAAAGGCGCCCCCGGGGCUUACGAAUUUGGCCGCAUUGACGAUUCCCGGGGUUUCUGGCAGGUCCCCUCCAGGAAGUUCGCGGUUGGGGGCAGUCGUUGGACCCGGGGGCCGGCCGCACAAGCCAUUGUUGACACAGGUACCACGCUCCUGCUGCUGUCCCAACAUAUCGUCGAUGGGUAUUAUCGCCAUGUUCCCGGGGCGCAGCGAACUGCUGGCGUGGGUGGCGUUACAUUCCCGUGUAAUACCACGCUGCCCGAUCUCCAUCUCGAUGUCGGAAGUGUCUACACAGCUACAGUGAGAGGAGCCGACAUCAACUUUGGGAGGUUCCAGGAUGAUCGUUGUUUUGGCGGCAUCCAACGCACCACCACCCAGUUUCAAGUCUGGGGAGACAUUUUCUUCCGGUCCCAAUUUGUUGUUUUCCACGGAGGCAACCAUGAGUUGGGCAUGGCGCCGCAUUUUUAA